AUGACGCCCACAAUCACGCAGACGAACCUAUACAUCAACGGCGAGUACGUGCCGUCUGUCAAAGGCGAGACGCUGUCCAUCUACUCGCCCAACGAUGACUCGCUGGUGACGGACAAAAUACAGGCAGGCAGCGAGGCCGACGUGGACAAGGCGGUGGCGGCAGCCAAGGCGGUGUUCCCGGCGUGGCGGAAUACGGCCGGAUCGGAGCGGGGGCGGCUGAUGCUGCGGUUCGCGGACCUGCUGGAGGCCAGCACGGAGCGGAUGGCGGAGCUGGAGUCGGUGGCGAUGGGGCAGCCGGUCAGCGUGGCCAAGAAGGCGAUCGCGGGAGGGCUGUCGGUGUGGCGGUACUACGCUGGGUGGGCGGGCAAGAUCCGGGGCGACAGCUUCAUGCCGACCGAGGCGGACGGGUCGUAUAAGCUGGUGCAGUACGAGCCGCUGGGCGUGUGCGCGGGCAUCUGCGCGUGGAACGGGUCGCACGGGCUGGCGGCGUGGAAGCUGGCGCCGGCGCUGGCGGCGGGCAACACGUACGUGCUCAAGCCGUCGGAGAAGAGCCCGCUGGCGCUGCUCGAGUACGGGCGGCUGUUCGCCGAGGCCGGCUUCCCCCCGGGCGUGGUCAACAUCGUGCCGGGCGCCGGGCCCACGGGGUCGGCCAUUGCCAGCCACAUGGACAUUGCCAAGGUGGCCUUUACGGGCUCGGCGGCGGUGGGCCGGGCCGUCAUGAAGGCGGCGUCGGCGUCCAACCUCAAGACGGUGACGCUGGAGCUCGGGGGCAAGUCGCCGGCGCUGGUGUUUGCGGAUGCGGACCUGGCCAACGCCGUGCAGCACACGUCGGCCGGCUUCCUGCGCAACUCGGGCCAGGUGUGCUUUGCGUCGUCGCGCGUGCUGGUGCACGAGUCGGUGGCGGACGAGUACGUGCGCGGCGUCAAGGCGGCGUUCGAGGCGGCGCGGCUCCAGAUGGCGCACUCGCUGCGGCCUGAGACGGUGUACGGCCCCGUGGCGGACCGCAAGCAGUUUGAGCGCAUCAUGGGCUUCCUGGACCACGCAAAGGCCGAGGGCACGCAGGUGCUGGCGGGAGGCGGGCGACUGGGCGACCAGGGCACCUUUAUCGAGCCGACCGUCUUCCUCAACCCGGACCUGGGCAGCCGCGUCUACCGCGAGGAGAUAUUCGGGCCCGUCCUGUCCAUCAACACGUUCCGCGACGAGGACGAGGCCGUGCGCCUGGCCAACGACACCAGCUACGGGCUCGGCUCCUCCGUCUACACCAGCGACCUGGGCCGGGCCCUGCGCGUCGCCGACAAGAUGGACGCCGGCACCGUCGGUAUCAACGGCGUCUUCAUCACCAGCGCCCAGACCCCCUUUGGCGGCUUCAAGCAGAGCGGCACCGGCAAGGAGAGCGGCGAGGAGGGCCUGAGGGCCUAUCUGCGCGCCAAGACCAUCCACAUCAACAUGCACCCGCUGUCGUCGGCCAAGCAGUAG
This is a messenger RNA of Trichoderma breve, 1476 nucleotides long. Its product is annotated as aldehyde dehydrogenase family domain-containing protein. Gene Ontology annotation, molecular function: aldehyde dehydrogenase (NAD+) activity. The transcript has 2 exons. The record is from RefSeq and is a predicted model, not a curated record. Lineage: Eukaryota; Fungi; Ascomycota; Sordariomycetes; Hypocreales; Hypocreaceae. Bases 1 to 1476 code for a protein of 491 amino acids.